Cherax quadricarinatus is the source of this 1480-nucleotide messenger RNA. Its product is annotated as ankyrin repeat and BTB/POZ domain-containing protein 2. The record is from RefSeq and is a predicted model, not a curated record. NCBI's taxonomy places the organism in Eukaryota, Metazoa, Arthropoda, Malacostraca, Decapoda, Parastacidae.
CGCUCUUAUAUGGGUGUGAAGCAUGGGUGAUGAAUGUUACAGCGAGGAGAAGGCUGGAGGCAGUGGAGAUGCCAUGUCUGAGGGCAAUGUGUGGUGUGAAUAUAAUGCAGAGAAUUCGUAGUUUGGAAGUUAGGAGGAGGUGCGGGAUUACCAAAACUGUUGUCCAGAGGGCUGAGGAAGGGUUGUUGAGGUGGUUCAGACAUGUAGAGAGAAUGGAGUGAAACAGAAUGACUUCAAGAGUGUAUCAGUCUGUAGUGGAAGGAAGGCGGGGUAGGGGUCGGCCUAGGAAAGGUUGGAGGGAGGGGGUAAAGGAGGUUUUGUGUGCGAGGGGCUUGGACUUCCAGUGGGCAUGUGUGAGCAUGUUUGAUAGGAGUGAAUGGAGACAAAUGGUUUUUAAUACUUGACGUGCUGUUGGAGUGUGAGCAGAGUAACAUUUAUGAAGGGAUCCAGGGAAACCGGCAGGCCGGACUUGAGUCCUGGAGAUGGGAAGUACAGUGCCUGCACUCUGAAGGAGGGGUGUUAAUGUUGCAGUUUAAACUGUAGUGUAAAGCACCCUUCUGGCAAGACAGUGAUGGAGUGAAUGAUGGUGAAAGUUUUUCUUUUUCAGGCCACCCUGCCUUGGUGGGAAUCGGCCAGUGUGUUAAUAAAAUAAAUAAAAAAAUAAAGUUGGUAAAUGUAAAUUGAAUGAAACAGUGACAUAAUAUAAAUUUAAUAAAACAGACCGAGAUAAUACAAAUUUAAUAAAACAUUGUUCGUAUUAUCGAAGGUUCGCAAUACAAAUGUUUGUAUGUAGGGGAGUUUCUGUACGUGCAGGUCAUGUAUUAAAGAAAGCUUAAUCUCUUCGUGUAGCUGGUGAUGCAGUCUCUCUACAAAGGUGGUUGCGAGAACCUGGAGGUGGAAGCUGGAGACGUUUUGGAGUUGAUGGCAGCGGCAAAUUUCUUCCAGCUAGAUUCUCUCCUCCGCUACUGUGAGUCCCGCUGCUCCAAGCUCGUUCACCUCGACAAUGUAGUCUCCAUGUAUAUCCAUGCCAAGGUGUACAAUGCAGUGCAGCUUCUGGAGUACUGUCAAGGCUUCCUGCUGCAGAACAUGGUUGCACUCCUGACGUAUGACGACUCUGUUCGCCGCCUCAUCUUUGGCAAAAAGCUCCACAAUCAUGACGUUCUAGCCGGUCUUCUGCUGACUUUGCAGGCACGUAUUAAGGCUCGCUCAUCUCCGCGUGCUGGAAAAAAAUGAACAUCAGAAAUGGCCGAGAUUUUCAAUUACCCGGUAAACUUCAACUUCAAGAAACCAAAGUUGUGUAUUAAAAAAAGCGACCACAUUUCCCAAUAAUUAAAAAUGAUAGUCCUUUGAGACGUAUGGCUGUAUUGAGGCUUCAGAACUCAUGUUUGAAAAACAUGUGAAAUUACUCAGUGCAAUUUGUCCUAUAUCUGAAAGAUCACAAACAUUGGCAAUAUUAAAAAUUUUAUAAUGAAAAUAUCCA